UUGAAUUUAAGAUAUCAAAAUGAAAUUACAAUUAUUUUUAAUUGUAGUAUUUGCUGCAUUUAUUUCAUGUGCACCUCGAGCAGAAGUUUCUGAUGAUGAAGGCGUUCAAGAUAGAAUUUUAAAUGGAGAUUUGGCAGAGGCCGCGAAAUAUCCGUUUAUUGUGAAUGUUCAAGAACGAAAACCUGGUGAGAAAGAUCCCUUCAGAUUUUGUGGAGCUUCAAUUUUAAGUGAAAAAUGGCUUUUAACAGCAGCUCAUUGCUACGACCAUGUAAAAUCAACAGCUGAUAUUCGUAUAAAUGCUGGUGUUGUGGAUGCAAACAAUUUUGGUUCGAAAUCUCAAGAAAUUUCAGUUAAAAAAUGGUUUAUACAUCCGAAAUACAGUCGAAUUGCCGUACACGAUGAUAUUGCAUUGAUCGAAUUAUUAAAACCAUUAAAAUUCAAUAAGCAUGUAUCGCCAAUCAGUCUUCCACCAGCGGAUUAUGAGCCAACUGGAGAAGGUAAAAUUUUAGGAUGGGGUGCAAUUGACCCUAAAGAGGAAAUCCGUUCUCAAUACUUACGUGAAGCUACCAUUCACGUUUCAACCGAAGCAGAAUGUAAUAAACAUGACAGUCCAAUGUCAGCCGCUACCCAAAUUUGUCUUGGAGUCAGUGAUAAAACUACAGCGUGCCAAGGUGAUUCUGGUGGCCCAUUUAUGCAAAUGAUUAAUAAUAAACCAUGCAUUGUUGGUGUUACUUCAUUUGCUGGUAAAGGAUGUACUGAAAAAGCUCCAUCUGUAUACACUAAAGUGUCCGCUUACAAAUCUUGGAUUGAAGAAACAAUGAAAAAUAAUCCAUAAUUAAUUUAUUUUAAAUGAACUUGUAUAU
Messenger RNA from Chrysoperla carnea, 863 nucleotides. RefSeq names its product chymotrypsinogen B-like. The record is from RefSeq and is a predicted model, not a curated record. The transcript is spliced from 6 exons. NCBI's taxonomy places the organism in Eukaryota, Metazoa, Arthropoda, Insecta, Neuroptera, Chrysopidae. Gene Ontology annotation, biological process: proteolysis. Bases 20 to 835 code for a protein of 271 amino acids. Gene Ontology annotation, molecular function: serine-type endopeptidase activity.